CAAAUCUAAACUUGACUGAGCAAAGUCAAAAUCACUUCAUUUAUCAGUUUAUCAAUUGCCUCCGUGCUACAAUCUCCCCAAACGACCAAAAUUUAUCUACCGGUAAAAUUCAGGUGCAGGAAACACUCGGACUUCGAUAAACAAGGUGAUCUUUCUAUUAAGUCUGAUCGUCUAACUGAAGCAUUCCUUCGAGUCCUCUGGUAGCUCUCACCAUUGUAGUGCGAUCGAGCCGUACUAUUAAUAAAAAAAACCAUGGCUCGGCUCAGAGACUCACGCUCACCAACUCCAGCAGGAAGCCAGCCAUCCUCCAGAAGGCAUCGCAGAGAUGACGAUAGAAGGGAUCGAGACCGAUUUCGGGACCGAGACCGGGAUCGGGAUCGUCGAGACUACGGACGCGAUACAAGACGCUGGAGUCGCUCUCGGAGCCCCCACGAUCGUCGUAAUCGCGACCGGGACCGCGACCGGGAUAGAGACCAUGACAUCCGCCGCCGCGAUCGUUCCGUAGACCGUCGAGAUGACGACGACUAUUAUCGAGGUGCAAGAGACCGCAGGCGCUCGCGUGAUCGCCUUGCAGAUAGGGAAAUAGAUCGCUCCAAUCAGCCUCGCCGGCGCAGAAGCCGUGACCGUGAUGGUGAUAGAGAUCACCGAAGCAGGCGAGACGACUCCCGUGAUCGAGGCAGAGGACGACGCGAAGGUACUGCUGACUCUCAUCCGCGCAGUAGGCGAGGUGAUAGCCGCGAGCGCGGCGCGGCUCCAAACGAUACCAACAAAGCGAAGCCAUCAGAUGUGGAAUCAAAGCCAAAGCCUGCUCCAGCCCAGUCUGACACCGACAAAAAGGCCGAACGCCUCGCCAAGUUGGCAGCAUGGAAAAAAAAGCAGGAGGAGAAGGAGAAGGAGAAGCAAAAAGAGCCGACCCCAGGUGGAACUCGGAAACUUCUCGCAGAGAUGGACGAAAAGGCUAAUACUGCGCCCUCCAACACGACACCUAUAGGAGUUUCUCCGACGCCAAUAUCACCCGCCGACACGCAGGCUGCCUCACCAACCACCCCAUACGCCGGUAAAUUUGAUCCCAAAGCUAUUGCCAAAAAAUCUGCCCCUAAAGCGCACUCAACUAUCACGCCUAAGCUAGGUGCCGUUGCGGGCCAACAGCCAUCUAUAACCCUUAAUGCGGGAGCACAGGCCUCAAAUGCGUCUGCUCUUCCGCAAAGCAGAGCAAAAACGAGUGGUUUCGGUUUCCACAAACAAAAUGCGGAAACUGAGAAAGUUCCUCAGAAGCGAAAGUUGAUACUGGAUGAAGAAGAGACGUCAGACAGAAAACUUGCUAAGCUACCCUCCUUACCCCUCAGUGACGUUGAUGAUACACCCUAUGCGAAUCAGGACGAAGAGGAAGACGACGAUGCUGAUCCUUUCGCUGGUGAUGAAGAGGAAGAAGCCGCCGCAGCCCGAGCAGCUCAAGAGAGGCGGGAGGAGCGUAUCGCGCAAGAGAACGCACAGCAGACAACGGAAAUGCAGGUUGAUCAAGAGGGAGCAGUAGCCCCCGAAACCAAUGGUAUCGCCCAGAAUAACCAACCGGAUGAUGUUAUGGAAGUUGAUGAGGAUGAUGUUGAUCCUCUAGACGCUUUCAUGAACGGCCUCGAGACAAAGCCUGCUACUACUAAUUCACGUCCUAAAGCAAGCCUUGGCCAGGGUAAAGAUUUACAAGAGCCAGAAGCGUAUUUUAGCGACGAUGGGUAUGACUAUCGAAAUGAGAAUGUGGAUCCUGAUUCGUUCUUGGCCAUCGCGGCGAAAGCUCGCAAGAAGAAAGACAUCCCAUCAGUUGACUACAGCAAACUUGACCUGGACCCUGUCCGAAAGAAUUUCUGGGUCGAACCAUCUGAGUUGGCAGAGAUGACAGACGUCGAGUUAGCGGACCUGCGCGUUGAACUAGAUGGUAUCAAGGUAUCUGGUAAGGACGUACCAAAGCCUGUUCAAAAAUGGUCUCAAUGUGCGCUUUCACGGAAAACGCUCGAUAUUAUUGACAGCUUAGGAUAUGAAAAGCCUACGCCGAUCCAAAUGCAAGCAUUUCCUACGAUCAUGUCUGGUCGAGACGUUAUCGGUGUGGCAAAGACCGGUUCGGGAAAAACACUCGCUUUCCUAUUGCCUAUGUUCCGGCAUAUUAAGGAUCAGCGGCCUCUCAAGGAGAACGAGGGCCCUAUCGGUUUAAUCAUGACUCCUACUCGUGAACUAGCUACUCAGAUUUUCAGGGACUGCAAACCGUUCCUUAAGUCCAUGAAUCUUCGCGCAGUCUGCGCAUAUGGUGGCGCGCCCAUCAAAGAUCAUAUCGCGGAGUUAAAGAGAGGCGCAGAAGUUGUGGUUUGUACCCCAGGUCGUAUGAUUGACCUGCUGGCAGCCAACCAAGGUCGCGUAACUAACUUAAAGAGGGUUACUUACGUCGUCCUCGACGAGGCAGACAGAAUGUUUGAUAUGGGUUUCGAGCCUCAGGUAAUGAAGAUCUUCGCGAAUAUGCGACCCGACCGCCAGACAAUCCUUUUCUCGGCCACCAUGCCUCGUAUCAUGGACGCGCUAGCUAAGAAAGUGUUGAAUAAUCCCGUAGAGAUUACCGUAGGAGGGAAGAGCGUUGUGGCCCCUGAAAUCACGCAAGUUGUCGAGAUCCGGGAGGAAAACACUAAAUUCGUUCGCCUCCUCGAGCUUUUGGGCGAGCUUUACGACAUAGACGAGGAUGCUCGAGCACUAAUAUUUGUAGACCGCCAGGAGAAGGCAGAUGAUUUACUAAAGGAACUGUUGCGCAAAGGCUAUCCUUGCAUGUCAAUUCACGGUGGAAAGGACCAGAUAGACAGAGACUCGACCAUCAUAGAUUUCAAAGCUGGAGUUAUCCCGGUCCUGAUCGCGACGUCUGUGGCGGCCCGUGGUCUCGAUGUCAAGCAACUCAAACUGGUCGUCAAUUACGAUGCCCCGAAUCAUCUCGAAGAUUAUGUGCACCGUGCAGGCCGUACCGGUCGUGCUGGCAACAAAGGAACAGCAGUCACGUUUAUAACGAGAGAGCAAGAGAACUGCGCGCCGGGAAUCGCAAAGGCCCUAGAGCAAAGUGGACAAGAAGUCCCAGCGGAGCUGGAUGAAAUGCGUAAAGCAUUUAGGGACAAGGUGAAAUCCGGCAAAGCCAAAGAUCAAUCUGGGUUUGGCGGCAAAGGAUUGGAGAGGCUUGACCAGGAGAGAGAAGCAGCCCGACUCAGAGAGCGAAAAUCUCAUCGGACAGAAGGCGACGAGGAAGAGGAAAAGAAGGAGGAGAAAAAGGGCGAGGACAAGAAGGGCGACAAGGCGUUGUCGGCUAUUCAAACAGCUGCCUCGGGUAUCAUCUCCCGCGACGCUGCUACUCCCAAGAUCGAUCUCGAACCAAAGUUUACUAUUCACAAAAGGGAAGAUGCUGCGCCACCUGCUAGCGCUAACAAUCCUUUGGAUAAGGUGUCUUCUGCGAUCAACGCCAUCAAUGCUCGUUUGGGCCGCACAGGCCAGCUGAGACCAGGUCAACCGAUCGACAACAAAGGCCCAGAUGCAGGUGCAUUCCAUGCAACUCUUGAAAUUAACGACUUCCCACAAAAAGCACGUUGGGCCGUCACUAACAGAACUAAUGUCGCCAAAAUUCUUGAAGCCACUGGAACGUCCAUUACCAACAAGGGAACGUUCUAUCGACCUGGGCAGGAGGUACCACCUGACGGUGAACCCAAGCUUUACAUUCUGGUGGAAGGCGAUACUGAGCUGAUGGUGGCUAACGCCAUGGCUGAGCUCACUCGCUUGCUCAAGGAGGGUACCAUUGCGGCCGCUGAUGCGGACAACAGGGCUCCUAUUGGUGGUAGGUAUACUGUUACUUAGAAGAAGCGUGACAUCGGGUGUCCUAUGGUAUAUUAUCGUGAACUCGGAGCGCUACUGUACUUGUUUACGAGAGGAUUUUGUUUGGCGUUUGGCAGAUUGAAGGAUAGGGCAGACGUACACAGUCAAAUCGAAUGAAGUGU
Molecule: messenger RNA, 4007 nt
Organism: Daldinia caldariorum
Lineage: Eukaryota; Fungi; Ascomycota; Sordariomycetes; Xylariales; Hypoxylaceae
Product: P-loop containing nucleoside triphosphate hydrolase protein
Exons: 4
Coding region: 253-3867 (1204 amino acids)
Molecular function (GO): RNA helicase activity; nucleic acid binding; ATP binding
Source: RefSeq, a predicted model, not a curated record